GCCAGUAAAAUUUUGACACACACUCUCCAUCUGAGACACAUAAAGCUACAAACUUUCAGUGACACCUUGUAUUCCAUACCUGAGCGCAGGUACCAGAGCAGGUACUCGGACACAAACGCCAACAUGAGGACGCACACGCUUCUGUCCAUAACCCUGCUGGGCCUGCUGCUGUGGGCCUCCUGCACCCGAGCUGACGACACGGACGCCAAACAGACAGAAACACAAGAAGACACAUCAGAGGAGACUCCAGGAGAGGAGGAGGAAACCAAAGAGGCACCAAAGAAAGAGAAAACAACAGAGAUAGAGGAGGAGAAAGACGUGAUGGUUCUCCACAUCAACAACUUUGCCAGAGCUCUCAGCGAGAAUCAGUAUCUCCUGGUCGAGUUCUAUGCUCCCUGGUGUGGCCACUGUAAACAGCUGGAGCCACUUUAUGCAGAGGCUGCUGGGAAGCUGAAGGAGGAGGGAGCAGCGAUGCGUUUGGCCAAAGUGGACGCCACAGAGGAGAAGGAGCUGGCCGAAGAGUUUGACAUCGGAAGUUUCCCCACUCUGAAACUGUUCGUCAACGGAGACCGCAAACAGCCCGUCACCUACACUGGUAAGAGAACCGCCGAGGGAAUAAUCGGGUGGAUGAAGCGUCGUGCAGGCCCUGGGGCUCCAGUGCUCGACUCUGUCGACUCUGCAGCUCAGUUCAUAGACUCCCACAACAUCACUGUUGUGGGAUUCUUUGAUGAUCUUGAAAGUGAGGCGGCCAAGGUGUUCAAGGAGCUUGCUUUGGAUAUUACUGACACAGAGUUUGCUGUGUCAGCGAGUCCGGAGGUUUUCCAGAAGUAUGAAGUAAAAACCAGCUCAGUGGUGCUUUUUAAAAAGUUUGAUGACGGCAGAGCAGACUUUUCAUUGUCAGAGGACGGGAAGUUGGACAAAACAAGUCUGACCACCUUCAUCAAGGAAAACAGCCUGGAGCUCAUCAUCCCGUUCAGCCAGGAGUCUGCAGAGAAGAUCUUCACCUCCAGCAUCCACAUGCACAGCCUGCUGUUCAUCAACUCCUCUGUGGAGAGUCAGAAGGCCCUAGUGGACCAAUCCAGGACCAUCGCCAAAGAGUUCAAGGGAAAGAUGCUGUUUGUUGUGAUCGACGUGACAGCAGCUCUGUCUCAUGUGCUGAAAUACUUCGGCGUUUCCGAGAACGACGCCCCCACCGCACGCAUCAUCGACAUGGACACAGAAAAGAAGUUCACCAUCGCUGCAGGAGAUCUCACCACAGAUUCACUCAGACAGUUGUGCCAGGAGGUAGUGGACGGCACUGCCAAGCCCUACUAUCGGUCUGAGGAGAUCCCAGAGGAUUGGAAUAAAGGACCAGUCAAAGUCCUGGUGGGGAAGAACUUUGAGUCCGUUGCUCUGGACCCAACAAAAAACGUCUUUGUGGAGUUCUAUGCUCCAUGGUGUGGACACUGUAAGGAGCUGGCUCCUAUCUGGGAACAGCUGGCCGAAAAGUACGCUGACAAAGAUGACAUCAUCAUAGCCAAGAUGGACUCCACGGCCAACGAGGUCGAUUCUGUCACCGUUCAAGGAUUCCCAACGCUUAAAUACUUCCCAGCUGGUGGCAAAGAGGUGGUCGACUACAUUGGAAACAGGGAUCUGGAGACUUUUUCUAAGUUCCUGGAUAAUGGAGGAGUGUUGCCUAAAGAGGAAAAUGAUGAUGAGGAAGAUGAGGAGGCUGAUGAAGAGGAGGCCGACGAGUCAGCAGAGGUACCGACCAACUCAACAUCUAAAGAUGAGCUGUAAUGUCACUUUGGUUUUAGGCCAAUCAGGAUCAACCUAGCAUCUUCCAAUUUUUCUUAAUAAAAAAAAAAAAUUUGGGUUACACACA
Messenger RNA from Plectropomus leopardus (leopard coralgrouper), 1864 nucleotides. RefSeq names its product protein disulfide isomerase family A, member 2 (gene pdia2). The record is from RefSeq and is a predicted model, not a curated record. Gene Ontology annotation, biological process: response to endoplasmic reticulum stress; protein folding. Gene Ontology annotation, molecular function: protein disulfide isomerase activity. Lineage: Eukaryota; Metazoa; Chordata; Actinopteri; Perciformes; Serranidae. Gene Ontology annotation, cellular component: endoplasmic reticulum.